AUGGAGGCUACCGACGCGGAUUCCUCCUCGCCGAGGGAGGAAUCUCGCCGCGUCUGGCCAUGUUCGUGCAGCUUUCUGGAUGGGCUGUGUAGGCGGUACGGAAUCAGCGGGCGGAAGCUAAAGUCCUACUCGCUGUUUUCGCUCCUGCUCAAGUCGGAGACGCUCUACCUGCUCUACACAUGCUACGUCGGCCUGCUGGCCGCGUCGCACCCGCACGCGGACCCAUCGCAUCCUGUCAAAUGCGGAACGUGGCUUCCGCUCUUUUGGCUCCUGAAGCCGUUGAUCGCGGCAGUCGCCGACUCUGUGGACACUAUAAUGCAGUAUACUUCCGGAUUCUAUGGGUGGGUGCUAUCGUGCGUGGAUUCUAAUGCGCCAAGAGGCGCUCGCAAGCGUGGAUUCCUGGACGCCCUGACGGAGUUCCACCGCCGCAGCAACCUGGUUCUGGUGCUAUCGCAGCUCGGAGUUGUGAUACUGAUGCCGGCGAUCAUGGUUUACGCCUACCUGCACCCCCUUGGAGAGGGUUGCGGCCCCUCGCUGGUUGCCGUGCUCUCCCUCUGCCAGAUUGCGGCGGCCGCAGUCAGCGAGGGCGCGUUCUGCCGCUACGCGCAGUGCAACGACGAGAUGAACGAGGUGCAGUUCUCCUCCCUCCGGCUGCUGUUCAUGACUGGGUACGGCGUGUGGAACAUGCUGAGCAUCGUCAUGCCCUACCCGAGGACCUCGGACUUCUGGGCGUCGUUCCUGGCGCUGGUGAACGUGCUGCCGUGCUUCCUGGUGGGCAACGGUCUGUGCAUUCUGUGGGUGCUGCUUUGCGACCCCGGGGGGUACGAGGAGGCCGUGGACAUGUCGAAGAGGGCGGAGACCAAGUGGUCGCCCAAGGUUACCGUGGCGUUCGUCACCAUGAUGGUCAUGGCGCUCUCCGUUCGCUACCCCUACGACUGCCUGGUACUGCGUCCCGCGGAGUACCCGUCGCUCACUUUGGUCACGCUGCUGGCGCUCAGCGUCGCGGUGAAGGUGCUGGUGAGCUGUCUGCUGUGGCGCUUCGUGGACCUCGAUGGGAUGAUAACUAUCGCAAAAUUCGCUUUCCUCUGGAGCAUGGUGCUGAUGUGCGGCGGCCACCGGAUCAUGCCAGUUCCCACGGGGCAGUCGAGCCUGUGGUACGCCAGCCUGGUGGCCGCACUGGUGACCGCGCUCCAGCAGGUGCUGUUCACCUUCGGCCUCGUGCUAAGCAUCCGCACCGCCCCUCGCGGCCUGGAGGCCACCAUCACGUCGCUGACCGACCUCUGCGUGGACAUUGUUGCCUUCAUGUUCAAGGGCCAGCUGUCGCUGCGCCCCCUGGCUCUGAAGCUGCUGCGACACGAAGCUGCUGUGGACGUUGCCGUAGCCUUCUUCUGCCUCUACAACUUCUUCGUGCUAUUCGGUAAGCCGCAGGUGGCCGCUCUGAAGCGGCGGUUCGAAUUUGAGCCCCUGGAGUCGGCACGCGACGUGCUGCCGCUGCCGCUUCCCGUCACAGGCUUCCCGAGCGCGAACGAAGCCCUCACCAGCCAAUCGCACAUCGACAUCGAGUCGAGCAUUGUCGCAGCCCACGAGGCUAUGAAGGGCGCGGACGUCGACAAGUCGCCCUGGGCGGACGAGAGCGAGUUGUCGGAUGUGUAG
This is a messenger RNA of Babesia bigemina, 1653 nucleotides long. RefSeq lists its product as hypothetical. Bases 1 to 1653 code for a protein of 550 amino acids. The transcript has a single exon. Lineage: Eukaryota; Apicomplexa; Aconoidasida; Piroplasmida; Babesiidae. The record is from RefSeq and is a predicted model, not a curated record.